CGGCAUUCUAAAACCCUAAUGACGUCUUCGUAAAACCUCUCAAUUUUCAAAUUUUCCCAGGAAACAAUCACUUUGCCCUUCCCUUUUGUAUCUUCUUCUUCAAUUUUCACUCUGCCCUGAAAAUUCCUUAAUUCCCAUGCUUAAUCACAUCAACCGAUGGAAGACAAAACACAUUAUAUCUGUGGAAAAAUCUCGAAUUCUCUCAUCCCUGACUUCCCUCAUUUUCACCAAGCCCACUGUCUCGGCUGCAAAGAUCGGCGACGAAGAAAAACCCAUUGUCCAAAACCAUGGAGACACUGUGUCUGUAAUCCUUCUUGGCUUGAAGAGCUUUGGUUUGAGAAGUUUUCUUGGCGGGGAUUACUUCAAAUUCGUUUUCUCUACAUUGAAUCAGCCUCAGGUGGAUUCAGUUAUUGAUACUUUGAGGGUCGAGAACCCAGAUUUUGCGUUGGGUUUCUUCUUUUCAUUGAGAAAUGUUUAUGGCUUUGGACAUUCGAGGUUUUCCCGGUUCGUCGUCUCCCAUGUUCUGGCGUCAAAAAGUUGGUUUGAGGAAUUGCGUUUGGUUAUAAAGCAAAUGGUGGACGAGGAAGGCUCUGGUUCUGCACCUUCGAUUUGUGAGCUGCUCUUGAAUAGAUUUAGGGACUGGGAUGCAAAUAGGGUGGUGUGGGAUAUGUUGGCAUUUUCUUAUUCAAGAUCUGAGAUGGUUCAUGAUGCUCUCUUUGUUCUUGCUAAGAUGAAAGAUUUGAACUUGCAUGUUUCAUUGGCAACCUAUAACUGUCUGCUGUAUAACUUGAGGGAGACAGAGAUCAUAUGGGAUGUAUUUGAUGAAAUUAAAUCCCGUGGAAUUCCUCAAAAUGAGUACACUAACUCCAUACUUAUAAAUGGUCUAUGCAAGCAAUCGAAGAUGCAAGAUGCAAUUUUGUUCUUAAGGAACACUAAAGAGGAGCCUGGACCUUCUUCUGUUUCAUUCAAUACUAUCAUGUCAAGAUUUUGUAAGUUAGGUCUGGUGGAUGUUGCAAAGUCAUUGUUUUGUAUGAUGUUGAAGUGUGGACUGCUUCCUGAUUCAUACAGUUACAAUAUUAUUAUUCAUGGGCUAUGUGUAGCAGGGUCGAUGGAGGAAGCUUUAGAGUUCACAAAUGACAUGGAGAAGCAUGGAUUAGAGCCUAACAUAGUAACAUAUAACAUUCUUGCUAAAGGGUUUCACUUACUUGGUCUAAUGAAUGGAGUUCGGAAGGUUAUUCAAAACAUGUUGCAUAAAGGGUUGAAUCCAGAUCAUGUUACUUAUACAAUCCUCAUAUGUGGGUAUUGUUAUGCUGGGGAUAUUGAGGAAGCCCUUAAGCUACGGGAAGAGAUGCUGUCACGUGGUUUUCAGUUGAGUGUCAUGUUGUAUGGUGUACUUCUUAGCUGUUUGUGUAAAAGUGGACAGGUUGAAGAAGCUUUGAGAUUGCUUGAUGAAAUGGAGUUCUUAGGACUGGAACCGGAUCUUAUAACAUAUUCUAUCCUAAUCCAUGGCCUUUCCAAACAAGGAAAGGUUCAAAGGGCUAGUCAAUUAUAUAAGGAAAUGUGCUUGAAGGGAAUUUUACCAAAUAAUUUUGCGGCCCGAUCUAUUCUGUUGGGUCUACGGGAGAAGGGAAAUAUAUCUGAAGCCAGGAAAUAUUUUGACACUUUGGUAACAAUGGGCUUGAUGUACGAUAUCAUUAUCUAUAAUAUUAUGAUUGAUGCGUAUGUGAAAAUGGGUAAUAUUUCGGAAGCUGUACAGUUAUAUAAAAAAAUAAUAGAAAAAGGGAUCACUCCUAGUGUUGUCACUUUCAAUACUCUUAUUUACGGGUUCUGUAAAACUGGAAAACUUGCUGAGGCUUGCAACUUUUUGAAUAUCAUCAAGCUGCAUGGGUUGGUACCAAAUGCGGUUACUUAUACUACUCUCAUGAAUGCUCACUGCGAAGAAGGAAACAUCAAUGGCAUGCUUAAAUUACUACUGGAGAUGGAAGUCAUAGGUGUGAGACCAACCCAUGUUACUUACACUGUAGUUAUCAAAGGACUCUGCAAGCAGUGGAAGCUUCAAGAGACUUUCCAGUGGGUUAAUAAUAUGUAUAUCAAGGGUUUAGUCCCUGAUCAAAUCACAUAUAACACCAUCAUCAAGUAUUUUUGUAAGGCUCAGGACUUUACAAAAGCGUUUCAGUUACUCAGCGACAUGUUAUUGCAUAAUCUUGAGCCAACUCCUGUUACAUACAAUGUUCUUUUGAAUGGUCUUUGUGUACAUGGUGACCUCAAGGAUGCUGACUGUCUACUUGUGUCUCUUGAGGAACGCAAUGUUAGUCUGACAAAAGUUGCUUAUACCACGAUAAUUAAAGCUCAUUGUGCAAAGGGUGAGGCAUGUCAGGCAAUGAGGCUCUUUCAUCAAAUGGCAAAGAAUGGAUUUGAAAUAUCAAUCAGAGAUUAUAGUGCUGUGAUAAAUAGAUUGUGCAAAAGGAGUCUAAUUACUGAAGCAAAAUAUUUUUUCAAUAUGAUGUUAUUUGAUGGCAUUGCUCCUGAUCGAGAGCUUUGUGGUGUGAUGCUUAAGGCUUUCCAAAAAGUCGGUGAUCCCAAUUCUGAAUCAGAGAUUCUCGCUGGGAUGAUCAAAUCUGGCUUGGUUCCUGGAUAAGACUGAAUAAUAAUAAAAGAAAAAAAGAUUCUUUAGCACGUUGUCAUUGGAAAAGAGUUACAGCUUCGCUAAUACAGAACUUUAGUGAACAAGGUAAGUAACAGACUUCUUAUACACUUAGAACUCCAGAUUAAGCUGGACCAUUAACUAAUAACUAUAUACACCUUUACAUAGUGAUGGGAAGAAUAUAAAUAUUUUUGAAGGGUUAGCUUAUAUACAAACUCGAGAGUCAUUUCUUCUGUUGCACGACCGCCGCAGGGGCAGGGACACGAUUCCUGCAUAUAUAUAUAUAUAUUACAAAAUCGUGACAUUAAAGUUCGCUUGACCACCACUUUGAAUUGACGGCGACGCAAUGAACGAGGUAUUCACUUUAAAGCUUUUUUUUUUUUUUUGUGAGUGUGUGUGUGUGUUCAUAGCAGAAGAACUAAAAUAAAAGUAGAAACUAAACAAAGAAAUUUAACUUAACAGGGAGAACAUGGAAAAUAAAUAUUGCCCCUCAAAAGUUGAAAGAAACUAAAAUUUUGUAAUGUUGUUUGCUAAGUUACUUGAGAAACCCAAAAAUAUUUGGAUUUCGAUGAAUGCUAUAAAUGAACUAUUGAAAGCUAACUUCUUGGGUUUUUUUAGUAUUGCUCUUUUUUAUUAAUAGUAUGUGUUUUUAUAAGCUAACCGGAUCUUAUAACAUAUUUUAUUAAAACAUCAGAACUUGUAUUAAUAAUAUGAGAAAUAAUACAAAGAGGUACGGGAGUACAAUAAACUUACUACCCAUAUAUAACAAACAAAAUCGAAAACAGAAUAUAAAGUUCCUAGAACACAGAACUAAGAACUUCAUAAAAGAAGCAUU
This is a messenger RNA of Humulus lupulus (European hop), 3479 nucleotides long. Its product is annotated as putative pentatricopeptide repeat-containing protein At1g13630. The record is from RefSeq and is a predicted model, not a curated record. Gene Ontology annotation, molecular function: protein binding. NCBI's taxonomy places the organism in Eukaryota, Viridiplantae, Streptophyta, Magnoliopsida, Rosales, Cannabaceae. The transcript has 2 exons. Bases 137 to 2638 code for a protein of 833 amino acids.